AUUGUUAUACAUGACGUAUAUUUAUAGGUAUAUUGUAUAUCAGCGGUAACGACUGCAUUCAGUAGACUUGUGAUUUCUUAGAGGUAGCUGGUAGGCUACGGUUGCUAAGGAAACCUAGUCAACAAUAUUGUCUUCUGGUUCAUUAAAAUGUUCCUUGACAUGUCAUACAGUAGAUCGAAAAAUGAAAACUAGUUAGGUAUCAACAUGGCAAUACCGCUGCUGCAAUCUAAAGUUUUUUACGGUCUUAGAACAGAGAUAUAUGGCAAUGCACAGUACAUAUCGGAUGCCGAAGUUUUGUACCCCGUAGGUAGUGCACUUGCUGUCCACAAUUUUAAUCAAAAGAAGCAAAGACUAAUAAGAUUACCAGACAAGCGUCUUAUUAAUAUUAUAGCGCUUACUCCAAAUAAAAAAUUCGUCGCGGUAUGCGAAACUGGAGAAAAGCCAAGCAUUUCUGUUUACGACAUUGCGUCGUUAAAAAGAAGAAAAUCUUUGGGUAUCCCUUACGAUGCUCCAGGAGUUACGAAGUUCACUUGCAUCUCAUUUACUUUUGACAGUAAAUAUUUGGCAGCUGUUACUGGUGAAACUGAUCAAACAAUGCUCUUUUACAAUUGGGAUAAAGGAAAGGUAGAAACCAGUGUGAAAGUUGGAAACCCUCAGAAUUCAGCAGCUAUUGUUAAAGUAAUUUGUUGCAAUCCAGGCGAACUUGGGGUUGUAGCAGUGGGUGGCCCAUAUUGCUUCAAAUUUUUGACUGUAUCUGAGAGUGUCUGGCGUCCUUAUGGUUUUGCAAAGGCUGACAAUUUGUUAAUUUGUUCAAUGGCAUGGCUCAAUACAGACAGACUUCUUGCUGGAACUCGAGAUGGUAGAAUACUUUACCUCGAAAAUGGUGACUUGAAAAAUAUUUACAAGAUGGCUGAAACAUUGACCAUGAAUUUAAAGAUUCGGGAAGAAUAUGUAAUGCAAGUCUCUGGAUCAGUGACCAGCUUAGAGGGUGGAGAUGACGGAAUCUGGGAACAUGAUGUUCGUUGUCUAGUAGCAUUUGCAAAGGGAUUUGCAUUUGGCUUUGGAUCUGGCACUAUUGUCCUCUUCGAAAAAGAAGGACAGCAUAAGUACAAAAAGAGGAAUAUUUACAUUGUACCAGCGCAAGUAUCUAAAGAAGACAACACAGAACUCUACCAAAUUAAUACCAUUAAUGUGAAUGUGAGUUGCGACCGCUUGAUUGUAACUACAGGAUGGUCCCAAUUAUUUAGAGCACAAUUAUGGGGUCCUGAUAUAAAUAUGGACCCUGAACCACAAGCUCUAAAACCAUUAGGUCAGCAACUUCAUCAUGGUCCAAUUGUUGGACUAUCUAUGUGCAGUUGGAAGCCUAUUUUUAUGACUUGUGGGGAAUUGGAUCGUACUGUUCGAAUGUGGGAUUACGAAAAUGAAAGCUUAGUCAUGAUGAAGCAAUACAUGGAAGAUAUUUACAGUGUCGCGAUACACCCCACAGGUCACUUUUGCCUUGUUGGGUUUAGCGAUAAACUUCGAUUCAUGAUCAUACUAAUUGAUGAUCUUGUUCCCAUGCAAGAAUUCCCAAUACGCAAUUGCAAGGAUGUAGCAUUCAGUUACAAUGGGCAUCUUUUUGCUGCUGUUAAUGGAAAUAUCAUUCAAGUUUACACUACUAUUGGAUUUCGAAAUCUUUUUAUUCUGAAAGGGCACACAGGAAGAAUUGAAGGUAUGACGUGGAGCCAAUCGGACUUGAAAUUAAUAAGUGUAGGAUUAGAGGGAGCUAUAUAUGAAUGGGACAUGACAACUGGUCAGCGAUGUGCGGAAGUCAUCUUAAAAGGCAUAGUUUUGAGUAGCGUAGUGAAUACGGCUGAUGGAGCAACAUCAUUUUGCAUUGGGAGUGACAAUCGUUUAAGAGAAAUCAAAGACAGCACGGUGAUGCGUGAAUACAGUAUACCGGGACACCAGUUAAUGUUUAUUGUGAUGGGAAAGGCAGAUCUACUAAUGUUUGUUGCUUGCCCUGGAGGCGUUAUUUUAUCGCUCAAAUGCCCACUGCAAGAUCGAAUGGAAUAUGCAGAUUUUCGUGUCCACUGUAACAACAUCACCAAGAUGGCUCUUUCUUACGACGAACAAAUGAUGGUCUCCACUGGUGUCGAUGGAACAUUAUGUAUUUGGAAACUAUCAUUCACAGAAGGGAAAACUGUGCAAAUAAAAAAAGACUUUAAGCAUAGUAGAGAGGUACUUAUAAGUCGAGGCGAUCUGGAAGAAAAAAUACAGACUAUAAAGGAUCUCUCGACCAGAUUGAGAGAGCUAGAAACGGAGCACGCGUACCACAUGCGACAAACGGAAGUUCAACACAAUGAUACCUUGCGGGAUGUUCACCAGGGAUACUGUGAAGCUAUAGAGGAGUUGAAAGACAAAAUUGAUAAACUGCAAGAGGAUCAGACCAAUGAAUUGAAUAACAUUAAUGUUGAAAUAGUCAGAAUGAAGGCUGCACAUGAAGAGGCAAUGCAACAGAUGGAAAUUAGUUAUGACUUGAAACUGAUAACUGAGUAUGAUAAGUAUCAGGCGUUUGAAGAACGUAAUAAUGCGAUGAGAGAAAACUAUGAAAAACGAUUGGAAGAACUUGAGUCGUUUCGGGUUACUGGAUUGGAAAAGUUAAAAACGUCUUACGAGGCUCAACUUCAUGAGAAAGCAGUUCAACUUGAAGAAGCACACGAGAUGAUGGCACAUUCAGUACGACUCCAUGAACAGCUGAAGCGGCAAAUAGAAGAUGAUGCAGAUCGUGAAAUACUUGACGUUCGUACUAAUUACGAAGGCCAGUUGCAUUCUGAGAGACAGACAAAUUUGAAAUUGACGGGAGAGAUUGGGGUACAGCGUAACAAGCUUACCGCAAGUCAGAAAGAGAUCGAUGAACUGAAAAGACAUGUGGUUCAUCUGCAAACUGAGCUCGUACAAUUUCAAACUGUCAUACAGAGUCUUGAGAAAGAUGUUGCAGAUCUGAAAAAAGAGAUUGGUGAAAGAGACAUUGCAAUUCAAGAUAAGGAAAAAUUAAUUUCUGAUCUUAAACGGAAUAACCAGGAGUUGGAGAAGUUCAAAUUUGUACUUGAUUACAAGAUUCAAGAAUUAAAAAACCAAAUAGAGCCUAGAGAUAAAGAAAUCAAAGAUCUGAAAGAAAAAAUACAAGACAUGGAAACGGAAUUGGUAAAUCUUCAUAAGACUAAUGUUAGUUUAGAGUUGCAGCUGUACGAAUUGAGAGAAAAACUAUCAAGUGCCAGACAUGAAAUUCAAUCUGAAGUUAAGCGUAACAGGACAUCUCAGCUACUCUUACGAAAGAUACGAAUUGAUUUACUCGAUACAGCUAAUCUUAUACAAGAUCCAAAUGCUUUGAAAAUAGCUGUAAAAAAUCUUUACCAUAAAUAUAGCGAUCAAGACGAAUUUUUGCGUAAUCGUGCGGCAGAUUUAGAAGCACAGUGUGAAUUUAUGAGGCAAAGAGAUCAUUUAGAAAGAACAGUGAAAUCUUUACAGAAACAAAUACGUCACGACGACUCAGGUAGUAACAAAGAUGUUGAUAAAAUAAUCGAAGAAAAUGUUGUGUUGAUAGUAGAAUUGAAUGCUUUGAGAAAGGAACUUAAUGGAGCACACAAACACAUUUCUGAUAUGGAGAGUUUGCUUGGGCUAACGGGUAAGGAAAUGAAUGUAAAAGAAGCGAGAAAGAAACUUGCACAGGCCUGUCAUGGUCAUGUUCUUUUACAAAAUAACUACAAGUCGCAAAUGCGAGAUUGUGAAAAGAUGGUCGAAGUGUUGAAAGAUGAUAUUAAAAGGCUUCUAGCUAAAUUACCUCCUGAUAGUCCUGAAGUUUCCAGGAAACCAUUUUGAAUAUGGAAAAUUCAAUUGUAUAUUUCAAUACAAUUACGAUCAUUAUUAUCGACCAUGGCAAAGUGAUUAUUUGUAAAGUAACCAUGAACGUAUAUAUUUGCUUCAAAGUACAAGGUUAUCUCUCUCGCCAAUCAUCAAUAAUCCAGUCAUAGUAUGUAAAUUGAUUAGACAUAUUCACGAA
Diprion similis is the source of this 4042-nucleotide messenger RNA. RefSeq names its product cilia- and flagella-associated protein 57 (gene tous). NCBI's taxonomy places the organism in Eukaryota, Metazoa, Arthropoda, Insecta, Hymenoptera, Diprionidae. Gene Ontology annotation, molecular function: protein binding. Bases 205 to 3861 code for a protein of 1218 amino acids. The transcript is spliced from 4 exons. The record is from RefSeq and is a predicted model, not a curated record.